AUGGCUGCGCAGGCGGCUUUAAUCGCUGACACUAUCGUUGGCAUGAAAAGAGCCCUACACAAGGAAACUAAUUACUCAGCACCCGACGAUCUCAUCACUCAGCCAACGAAUCGAGGCAACAAACUACGAGCUAAUGCACAGUAUGUGCGUGAAGGCGCAUUGGGGUAUAUUCAUUCAGAAGAACUCUAUAAACAGAAAAUUGACCAUGCUGGAUACACUCGCUAUAUCCUCCAACCCAAUCCUGUACGUUACGAUUCCGAAGGGGAUGAACUAGAUGAGGAGGAUGAAGAUUCCGAGGCGGAUGCUAUUGCGGCCGAAGAGAAUCCAUUUUCUGAAAUUGCGCUCGAAAAUUUUCUGUGCCCUCUAAAACACCCAUCGGAGCUACCUACUCAUCCUUCUUUGUCACACGCCUAUACUUCCAAAGCUCUCUUCAACAUGACACAAGCCAUUGAUGCCAAACUGCGACAAGAACGAGCUUUGUUAUGGCGUGCAAGAAAUCUCCACCGACAAUUCCUAGGCGAUGGAUCAUGGGUACCGUGUGGAUCAGUUGAAACAUCCGAAGACAGAUUGAUUUUUGCGCCUCGGAUGCCCAGUACUGGACACAGCUCGCCCGUCGGCCAAGACGGACAGAAUGGGACGUCUACACCAUCCGUGACGGGGGGAUCUCAUACUCAGCGAAAUGGACUACAUAGAUCACGCUCAACCGUGAAUUCCCCAAGAGAAUCUCAGAUGGACCGGAAUGAGGCACCGGGGGCAGAUAAGGAUGUGGAGAUGACAGAUGCCCAAAACCAGGCGACGGGAUAUGAUCAUACCGAGCAAGCAAAAACUCCAAAGGCGGAAGAAGUUGAUACUUCUGUCAGUGACCUUCCACCACAUCCUGAAACUACCGCCUCGGAAGCAAAAGUAAACGGUAGUAGCACAGGUGCGUGGCAGUCCGAACAGAGUCGAGUCUCAAACUCCGAAGGCGCAGUCGAUAAAGAUGGAAAGGAAGAUACAAGAGACGGUGCAUCUGCCGGUGUCGAGAGUACGCCGGCCGAUCAUGAGAACUGGGAGAAUGAACUAGAUAAAGAUGAGGAAAUGCAGGAUGAGACUGAUCUUGCUCUGCCUCGGCGGAUGACGACUCGAGCCCUAGCAAAUGCAGUCAACCCACAGCAGGAGCAGGAGAUACGCAAUUUCUCACCUUCACUUUCCUCCGAUACUCUCAGCACACUACCAACCCCUCAUCCUCUUUUCCUCCCCCCCAACUCUGUCCGACCAGACCCCAACUUCGGCCUACCACCCAAUGAGGCUGAAGAUACGAGACGAUUGCUCUGGUCAUAUGUCCAGAAACAGGAAGAAACAGUUCGCGGAUUCGAACACAUGCUAGAGAGUCUCCUUCGAGCCUGUCGGAUGAAGGAUGAUGUGCUGGAGUGGUGCAAAGCAGAGGGCCAUGUGGGUGAGAUGAGUGAUGGGGAGGAUUGGUAUGACCGGGAAAAAUGGGGACUCGCCGAGGGCGAAGAUCUCAAGAAAGGAGCGGAUGAGGAUGAAAUUGAGACUGUGGAGGAGAGUCGGACAGCGAACAAAAGGGGCCGAGGUCGACGAGCAUAG
Aspergillus tanneri is the source of this 1587-nucleotide messenger RNA. RefSeq lists its product as uncharacterized. Bases 1 to 1587 code for a protein of 528 amino acids. NCBI's taxonomy places the organism in Eukaryota, Fungi, Ascomycota, Eurotiomycetes, Eurotiales, Aspergillaceae. The record is from RefSeq and is a predicted model, not a curated record. Gene Ontology annotation, cellular component: cytosol; Rpd3L complex. The transcript is spliced from 4 exons. Gene Ontology annotation, biological process: negative regulation of rDNA heterochromatin formation; negative regulation of silent mating-type cassette heterochromatin formation.